AUACAGCUCAAAUCUGUUGUUUAUCGCCUAGUGGAUAUUUUGCUAGUCUUAUCAUUUCUCCUGAACAGUGCCGGAUUUAGGCUAUUAUGGCGUCUUUGGGGGAACCUGUUCGACUGGAAAGAGACAUUUCUCGGGCCAUUGAAUUGCUUGACAAGCUCCAGAGGACAGGGGAAGUGCCACCCCAGAAACUGCAGGCACUGCAAAGGGUCUUGCAGAGCGAGUUCUGUAAUGCUGUGCGAGAGGUGUAUGAACAUGUGUAUGAGACAGUGGACAUUAACAGUAGCCCAGAAGUCAGGGCAAAUGCCACAGCCAAGGCCACUGUUGCAGCGUUUGCGGCCAGUGAGGGGCACUCACACCCUCGCGUGGUGGAGCUACCUAAGACGGAGGAAGGACUUGGCUUCAAUAUAAUGGGAGGGAAGGAACAGAACUCUCCUAUUUACAUCUCACGCAUCAUUCCUGGGGGAAUCGCCGACCGCCACGGGGGCCUCAAGAGAGGCGACCAGCUUCUUUCUGUCAAUGGAGUGAGUGUGGAGGGGGAGCACCAUGAGAAAGCUGUGGAGCUUCUCAAAGCUGCCCAGGGCACUGUGAAGCUGGUGGUCAGGUACACUCCUAAAGUCCUUGAGGAAAUGGAGUCCCGCUUUGAGAAGAUGAGGUCUGCAAAGCGCCGGCAACAGAACAGCUAUCCCCAAUAGUGUUUUUUUCAUCACUGGCACACAAUUCCCUUAUCUUUCACCCUCUUCCAGCCAUCUGUCCCAGUCACAAUUUUAACCUUCUUCUAAAACUUAGCACACUAAGUUGAGUUAUGUAUCCACAUGUAUAUAUUUCUACCUUUUCUACACCCUACCCCUGGGACUUCUGACACUGUCCUCCACACCACGACUCAAGGCAAACACUAGAUUCAUCAUAUUUCUACAAGUAGUUGGUCAUUCACGCUUUACAUGUGCAUUACAUUUUGGGCUGACAUAUUGGAUGUCGUUUGAGGACCUGUGAGACCCACAACAGAGGUUCAUUGAUUGAAGAGAUGGUAUAUUUAUUUAUUUUAGUACAGCCUUUAUAAUGUGCCUCAGGGCAAUACAAAUGUAUUUAAACUUGUACUGUCAUACUGUCAUUCAAAUUACCCUCGUUUUAAUUUGGGUAUAAAACUAAGCUCAGAUGAUUUAACACUUCAAUGCCAGGUUUACUAAGCAUUUGCAGGAAUGCAAACUUCACCGCUGCUAUUUUUGAGAGUGAAAAGAACUGGUAGUAAUAGAAUACAUUUGGGAUAUAAGGGGUAUAGAAUAUAUAUAUUAUCGAAGGAAAUGUGUGUACAUUUAUAUAGAAAUGUUGUAUUUUGUGUUUACCAGUAUAUGAAGGCUAAAUGGAGACCGUUAUGUUUCACCAUGGUCUCUGUUUUGUUUUUUUUCCUCCUGAAAAUAACAUGUGUGAACGUUUUGGUAGAUCUGUGUUUAGUAUUCUAAUCUUAAAUUGUUAAGGAAUUAAAUAAUACAUUCUCUGAAUUUAUUUUUAACUUCGUGCUGAUGUUUUUACUGUCUUACAAGCUUUAAAAAAAGAUUUUGCUGUCUCAUAAAAUAUUCAGCAACUUCUAGCUUUUGCAUCCCAUGAAUCAUUUAGAGCCUUCAAAUGUGUAGGUUUUCAGUGGACUGGGAGAAGGCUUACUAAGCACAGCAUCUGUCUUUUAAAAUUCAGAUAACCUUUUCCCCUUAUGACAGUAAGGGGGGACAGUAUACACUUUUGAGACCUGAGGCAAACCUGACAUUUUAAAUAUUUCAAAAGAGCAAUAAGUCAGAACCUUUCGAAACCAGAGGGGUAUUUCAUGAACAGGGUCAGUGGAUUUUGAGAUUCCCCAAGAAAGCUGCAUUCCCAUAGCCAUUUUUUUUCUCAUUUCUUUGAGUUAUUUUGCACUAUUCACACUUCAAAGGUGUGGCCAACUCACUCAAGGUGGGUUUACAGUAGGUCGGCCAACUUGUCGCAGCGACGACACAAAUGCCAUUGUUGUCCAACACAAACUGAAGUUUCCAAAAAGCAUAAACGAGAAAAAGACAAUUGCACUACCACCAGCAUGGUUGUUUGAAAUAGGGUGCUACCUGCUAUCUUUCAAUGCGAGUAAACUCAUUAUUGAAUGGCAUGCAUUAAAAAAAUGCAUGUUAUCUACUGGUAUGUGAAACCCACCUUCAUUAAUACAGUUCAAAAUAAAGACCAAUAACGUUGCUAUGCUGUUGCUAAGCUGUGGUUGAGUUAACAAAGCCAUAUUUUUGGUUGCUGACUUACAGGUUUGAAUUAUAUACUUGUUGACCUAUAAAAUUAGGUACAUGUCCCAUUUGGUGAACUAUCCCUUUAAGAUGGGAACUUAAUUUGGUAUCACUGAUUUCAAUUCCAGAUAUGUUAUUUUUCACCUGAAUAGUAUAGUUUGUAUUUUAAUUUUAUGGUCGCUUGUGAAUGUACUGUAUAAUUCCAGUUAUAUUGAUAAAAUAGAUUUUACGUUUUUGCUGAAUUGAAUAAAAUGUAUUCAUCUAAAUCAUGAAACAUUUAGUAUUUCCUUCACUCUAAAGUUUUCUUCACUUCAUAAAGAAAAUAUUCUAUGUUCUAUUCAUACUUUUAAACAGAUGUGUAAAAUAAACAAAGGCUUAACAGAUUUGGCACCCAAUAGCAAGUUGGUUACGUGUCGGCUUGCCCCUCAGAUUUGGCACCCAAUAGCAAGUUGGUUACGUGUCGGCUUGCCCCUCAGAUUUGGCACCCAAUAGCAAGUUGGUUACGUGUCGGCUUGCCCCUCAGAUUUGGCACCCAAUAGCAAGUUGGUUACAUGUCGGCUUGCCCCUCAGAUUUGGCACCCAAUAGCAAGUUGGUUACGUGUCGGCUUGCCCCUCAGAUUUGGCACCCAAUAGCAAGUUGGUUACGUGUCGGCUUGCCCCUCAGAUUUGGCACCCAAUAGCAAGUUGGUUACGUGUCGGCUUGCCCCUCAGAUUUGGCACCCAAUAGCAAGUUGGUUACGUGUCGGCUUGCCCCUCAGAUUUGGCACCCAAUAGCAAGUUGGUUACAUGUCGGCUUGCCCCUCAGAUUUGGCACCCAAUAGCAAGUUGGUUACGUGUCGGCUUGCCCCUCAGAUUUGGCACCCAAUAGCAAGUUGGUUACAUGUCGGCUUGCCCCUCAGAUUUGGCACCCAAUAGCAAGUUGGUUACGUGUCGGCUUGCCCCUCAGAUUUGGCACCCAAUAGCAAGUUGGUUACAUGUCGGCUUGCCCCUCUACCUUGACAAUUCCUAGAGCUUUGUGAAACACCCCUCAGGUUUCUACCCUCUUAUAUUUUGGAAGGGUCAAUAAAAUAUUUUUCUAAGUGUUUUCUUUUGAUAUUUUUAUUUUUUACAAAGGAUUUUCAUGAGAGAAAAAAAAUCCUGAAAUUAUUUGUAUUCCUUUUCUGACUGUUAUAUUCUUGUUUUGAGUACCAAGACCAAACUUGCAACUUUUAUGAGAACUAUUUGAUAUGAUGUUGAAUGUUUGCUUGUUUUGGACUGUUAGGUCUACUUACAAAAUGUGCUGCUCUCAGUUUAUUCUGUCCAUUUGUAUUGUGUUACGUUGAUGUGGAUGUAUAUAAUUAUUUAGAUCAAAAUGAUUUAGAUCCAAAAACUGCACAAAAUAAAUUAUACCAUGAAAAAUGUU
Molecule: messenger RNA, 3651 nt
Organism: Salvelinus namaycush (lake trout)
Lineage: Eukaryota; Metazoa; Chordata; Actinopteri; Salmoniformes; Salmonidae
Product: protein lin-7 homolog C
Exons: 5
Coding region: 87-692 (201 amino acids)
Biological process (GO): neurotransmitter secretion; protein localization to basolateral plasma membrane; maintenance of epithelial cell apical/basal polarity
Cellular component (GO): basolateral plasma membrane; MPP7-DLG1-LIN7 complex; cell-cell junction
Molecular function (GO): L27 domain binding
Source: RefSeq, a predicted model, not a curated record